Messenger RNA from Toxotes jaculatrix (banded archerfish), 6785 nucleotides. Its product is annotated as katanin-interacting protein. NCBI's taxonomy places the organism in Eukaryota, Metazoa, Chordata, Actinopteri, Toxotidae. The transcript is spliced from 29 exons. Bases 251 to 5143 code for a protein of 1630 amino acids. The record is from RefSeq and is a predicted model, not a curated record.
GCUAUCCUGGUUACCAACCAACACAACGCGCUGGGCACAAGAGAAAACACAGAAAAAAGUCAUUCAUUUUAAAGCAAAUGGCUAACAAAGUCCCAUUUUACGCGGGCAGUAACCUUGGGGUUCUCAUCUGUGUCCCCCCCACAGUGAUAAUCUAACACAACACGAAUUUCAGUGAUAGUUUUGAAAAGUGAUCGAGCCUCUCCGAAAUAUGGGAUAGGAUUAUGUGAACAGCAUCAUCUGCAUCCGCACAAUGGACAACGAGGAGAGCAAGACGUGCCAAGGAGAGAAGCCUGCCUCUGCUGUGGAUGACACUCUGAAUGAAUAUUUAAUUGCCCUCCAGCACAAAAACAGGAUCCUAAAGCGCCUUAAAACCAAAGACCCCAGGGAGAUAGAGCUGGAACGGCUUGAGCAAGGUUUUUCCAUUUAUCUUAACGGAGCCAAUGCUGAAGCCAGUAGGAAGCAGCCCAAGAGCUCUAGUCACAAGUCUGUCACCUCCCCACCUGCUUGGAGGCCUGCACGCACCGCAGAUGUCUGUAGAAGUGCCCACCAGUUAACCGAAGAUAGCUGUAAUCCGGAGCAGACUCACAGGAAGAGGAGCCACACUGCUCCAGGAAAGGUCCAGAGGAAAGAAUGGGUGCAGAACUCUGUCAAAAUUCGAACAGAGGAAGGUCCAAGUUUGCAGAUAUCUCCAGAAAAGCGCUACUCUGAGGAUUUUGAGCCUUAUGAAAGCGUAGACAUGGAGAGCUCCAGUCCACGCUCUCCUCGUAGUCCCUGCUCCCCAAGGGGCGCAUGCAAGGUGUCACGCUCCUUCAGCUCCAGGCCUGAGAGCCAAGGAGGCCAAGCAAGCCAGGAGCACAGCGAGAAGGUGCUUCUCAACCUUGAGGAAGUGAAGGUUCUGCGUCGGAGCCUGGAGGUUAGCAUGCGGCGGAGCAACCGCGGCUCCGCGGGGGAGGAGUCAGACGAAGAGUGGGUGGAGGAGCAGAUUGAGAGGGAGGAGAGCACUGAGAGUCUGGAUGAACUGGGGCUACCUCUUUCAUCCUCCAAGUCCUCCUCUAACCCUCGGCCCAGUGGCUCCCACAGCCAUUUUGACUCCGCAAACCUCAUUGUCCUGGACUUUGGACCCUCACCUAAAGGCCGUAAGAUUGAACGUUCUCUGUCUGCAAAAAGGAAAGAAAAUAUCGACACCUUUAUACCCACCAAGCCUAUGUUGGUGAAGAGCAAGACAUUAGAUAGACCACCAUCAGAAGAGAGCUGGGAUGGUCAGAGGCCAAGAAGUCGAGUGGAAAGGUCCCUGUCAGCGACCAGAAAGGCUUCUGUUGAGGAGCAAGAUUCAGAGGAGAUGGUGUGCAGGGUGCGCCAUGCCAUCCAGAGAGAAAAUGACCCUGUGCAGAGUCCUGAGCUCUUCAGUCGCAGCACGGGCAGGGCACACCAGAUAAUAAAUGGCUUAGUGCACCACAACACCUACGACAAGACUGAGAACAGCGUCACUUUGGCCAUGCAGAGGAUCACUCUUAUGGGCCCCAGGCAACAACAGAAACUGCUGACAGCCUUGGAGAAACUCGAAGCUGGACCCAGCUACAACAUUCCUCAGAGUGUCAAAACAGACUACAGCAAGCAGCCGAGAAGGCAGUCCUCACCAGAGGUCACGCCGGCAUUUUAUAUCACAAUGGAGAUCCUGUCAAACUGGGGGAACGCGUUGCAGGUCGGGCUGACUGAGUUGCAGUUCUUCUGCCUCAGAAACAAGAAGCUGUACGUGUCGGCUCAUGACCUAGACAUCAGGAACGCUGACUACCCGGGGAAUCUGGGUGCGCUUGUCAACGGAAAGGUGAAGACCACCAAAGAGCGUCACAUGUGGACGUGUCCGUUCCACCCUCCCAUCCAGCUCUACUUCAUCAUCAGGAACACGGAGCGCUCCCCAGACUUUGGAAUAUCUCGCAUCAAAAUCUGGAACUACAACAGAGGCCUCAAUGAGCUAGACAUUGGUGCACGGCAUAUUAAGCUGUACCUCAACAGCACUUUGGUGUUCGAAGGUGAGCUGGAGAAGGGCUGCGGCAACCAGGUCUUUGACUACAGCACGACGAUUGAUCUCCAGGAUUUCCAGGUCUCAGAGUCCUUGUUUUCCAGCCCUGUGUCUUCAAGACACAAUCUGCGGGGUGUCAGCCCCCAACGCCAUGAGGACAGGAAUGGUGGAGAGGCCAGCAGCACCCAGCAUUUGAAUCUCCAGCCACAUGAAUCAGGGGGCCAGGCCAUGAUAGACAUGCAGGAGAAAUCACAUACUCCGUUACCAUCAAUCUCUCCUUCACCAGUGGGGGUUUCAUCUUCCUCUCGCCACUCCUCCACACAAAGAAACUCUUUUGACCUCUCUGCCUCUGAAGAGCCCCUCUCUCUCAGGCAGCAGGUGGCUCAGCCACUACCCAUGGAGCAGACGGUCACCACCCAGCCGUCCUCCUCACGGGUGGCCCCCCAGUGGCUUCAGCCCCUAAACAGAGGAGCUCCAGAGGGCUGCGAGGCCAGCAGGGAGAGGCCCCGGUGGCUGGUGCCACAGCACUCCGCAGAUCCCAAAUCACCAUCAGCCUCGUCCUCGUCAGUGCUCCCAGAGCUGCCUUGUAACCCGGGCCGGGUGUGCAGAGGGAUGGAGAGGACAGUGAAUGGGGGUCAGUGGAAGGCGGACUCUCUGGACCUGAGCUGUGACCUGCUGGAGGAGCUCGGGGAGCAAAAGCCAGACAGACCCAUCAGCGGUCGCAGGAGUUCGUUCCGAAACAGUGCAGUAACUGCCAUGCAGGCAGAGGAGCAGCACGUCAGAGCUACAGCACUGUCAAACACAGAGGUGCCACUGUCAUUGGUGAGCACGAGCAGGAGGCAGUGCUUGUCUCGGGCCCAGCUGCACAGCCAGCAGGAUGACACCCUGAUGGAGUCCUGGGACUCCCUCAUUAAGUUCAACCAAUGCCAACGUGGACGCAUCUCCAACAUGGGCUUCGAAGGUGACAUCUUUGAUGAGUUCCUCCAGCGCCAGGGCCGUGGUCCACCCACAGUCCCAGUCAACCACUCCAUGGCACCCAAGAGCCCCCUUUCCUCCUUGACCUCUCAGGGGACACCGUGUGAAGGCCCCGAUGAUGAUCAAUCCAUGGAGCGGGAGGACGAGUUUGAAAUCCCGGUGCUGCCACAAGGCCAAAGGCUGGUCAUCAACAUCCUGUCCACCUGGGGUGAUCGCCACUACGUGGGCCUCAACGGCCUGGAGGUGUUCAGCUCCAGCGGGGAGCCUCUUCGGCCCGCUCACAUCCGCGCUGAUCCUCCAGACAUUAACAUCCUCCCUGCAUACGGCAAAGAUCCACGUGUUGUUACCAACUUGAUCGAUGGUGUCAAUCGCACACAGGAUGACAUGCAUCUUUGGCUAGCCCCGUUCACCCCUGGUCGUAGCCACACCAUCUUCCUGGAUUUUGGAGCUCCCCACCAAGUGGCCAUGAUCCGUGUAUGGAACUACAACAAGUCCCGCAUCCACUCUUUCCGAGGGGUGAAAGAGGUGGAAAUGCUUCUGGACUGCAGGUGCAUCUUCAAGGGAGAGAUUGCCAAGGCUUCAGGGACUCUGUCUGGAGGGCUGGACCAGUUUGGGGACACCAUCCUGUUCACCACCGAUGAUGAUAUCCUGGAGGCUAUGUCUCGUUACGAUGAAACCUUCCUCAGUGAAGGCGAGGGUUCUGAGAGCCUGGUGUUUGAGGAGGAGCUGCAGAGACCACGCACAGCUGAUGGAGAGGGAGAGGAAAGACCAUUCACACAGGCCGGUUUCCGAGAGGAAGACCUCACUUUGAAACUCCACCUCAAUCCCACUGUGAGCCAGUCUGAGGAGAACAUGGAACUUGUUCCUGGGAUGUACACUGGAAAGUGCCUUAGAAUAGAGCUUCUGAUGACCUGGGGUGACUCCCACUACAUGGGCCUUACUGGAUUGGAGGUGGUCGGGAAAGAUGGAGAGAGUUUACCUUUAGACAUCAGCAUGAUGGCUGCCUCACCCAGGGACCUGAACGACCUGCCUGAGUACGGACACGACCUGCGAACGCUUGAUAAGCUUAUUGAUGGCCACAACAUUACCACUGAUGACCAGCACAUGUGGCUGAUCCCUUUCUCCUAUGGAGAGCCCCACACCUUGAACAUUUCUUUCAACAAGGCCCAGACCAUCGCUGGACUCCGUAUCUGGAACUACAACAAGUCUCCUGAGGACUCUUACAGAGGGGUGAAGGUGAUUCACGUGUUCGUGGACAAUGUUGCGAUUUCACCAACGGAGGGGUUCCUGAUCAGGAAGGGACCGGGCAAUUGUCACUUUGACUUUGCACAGGAAAUCCUCUUCGUAGACUUCCUCCAGACGCCCACAGACAACAAGAGUGCUGAAGACUACCACAAAGGAGGCUCGAAGAAACAAGAGCAGGCCAGCAUGGACUAUGAAGCUCCCAUCAUGCCUUGUGGGUUCAUUUUUCAGCUGCAGCUGUUAACAACCUGGGGAGACCCGUACUACAUCGGUCUCAACGGCCUCGAGUUUUACAACCAGAACCAUGAGAAGAUCAGUCUCAGCGAUAACAACAUCGCUGCUUUCCCAGACAGUGUGAACGUACUGGACAAUGUGAGUGGUGAUGUGAGGACUCCAGAUAAAUUAAUAGAUGGAGUCAACAGUACCCACGAUGGAAGACACAUGUGGUUAGCUCCGGUUCUCCCUGGACUGGUGAACCGUGUGUACGUCAUCUUUGAUCAACCAGUGACGGUGUCCAUGAUCAAGUUGUGGAACUACUCCAAGACACCACACAGAGGAGUGAAGGAGUUUGGGCUGCUGGUGGACGAUCUCUUGGUAUAUAACGGCAUCUUGGACAGCGUAAGCCACGUGGCACGAGGCAUUCUGCCCACCUGUGAUCCAGUGGUGCCCUACCACACCAUCCUGUUCACAGACAAUGCCUACAUAGCACACCGUGAGAGGAACACUGUUAUCAGCCCCCGUGGCAGCCGACACCAACAACAUAAUUAUGUGGAGGAUCAGGAUGUGAAGAUGACCAAUGAGAAUCAGAUAGUCCAUCACAACAAGAAGAAACAGACAGCAGAUCCGGCUCUUCGACCCAAGACCUGCAUGACUGAUGGUGGGAAACACGGAAAGAGGAGGUACUGAGUUACAAAUGAACAGACUGACGUGGAGUCAGUGUUUAUACCAAGUGAGCAAAACUGAAGGGGAAGCUGGGGGGGGUCCAGUGGCUAACUUUACUGCCACUUUCUGGUGGGUGACUUUUGAAAACCUCCCUUAUGUUAAGACCUGAAUCAGCCUCCCAGCCAUGGUUUAUAAUGGCGACUUUACAGUGGCUCACAUGGUCCACACUGCAGAGUACAGAGGCUACACAGAUAACAAUGGGUUUGCACACACACACGCACAGGUUUCCACUUUAUGGUUGGAUUAACUCCCUUUUCCCUUGCUGUGAAAACACACCCACACACCUACAUAUUAUCUUGAACAUGUACUGUGUCAUUGCCCCGGUUGUCUAUCCCACAGUGCCAGGAUGAACCUGUGAGGCUGCAUUUUAUCAGCCCUAUUAUUGUGCCUAGUACUAAACACUAUAUCUGUGGCUGCUACUUGUGACUUUUGUGCUGCAUAUUUAAAUGCUGCUUGUGGCGUGUAAAUAAAUUUAAAAAAAGAAAAGAAAAAGCUCUGAGGCCACAGAAAUACACUCACGUCAGGAUGCAGCUGAUGCUACAUCUCUUAAUGAAUUUUAUCCACUGAUGAGCUUAAACGAUCAGCUCUUUGCCUAAUGGGUAUGAGGACUGACUAACACUCUGCACCAACCAAUGCUAUGCAGGCACUAAUUUAUAUCUAUUAAUAAUUUAUAUCUGUUGGCUAAUAUAUUUUAAAGCCUAAUGGUUUACUUUGGAAAACCCUUCCAGAGAGGUUUUGACCUUUGGAAGAUUUAUAUUUAUGAUUAAAGUGGUCACUGAAAAGGCACAGUUGUCAGAUGUUUGUACAUUUCAACUAAAAUAAAAAGAAAAACUGAAGAUGUGCAACUUCAGAGUACGUUAACAAACUCCACACUUGAAUUUUCAACAUAUAUUUGGCUCCACAUAAUUAGAUCAGUUUUUGUUUUUUGUUUUUUUGCUUAGCAUCAAGUAGAAAAAAAUGUGUUUGCAAACCAAGUGACCUUUAUUAAAGUUGCUAUAAGCUAGUUUUAUUUAUUUGUUUUUGGGGUUUUUUGAGGCAAAGAUUUUUCUUGGAAUUGGAAAAAAAUCUACAUUUUCCAGUUAAGAUUUUGAGUAGAUACAGUAACAAGCAACUUCUUAUAUGCAAGUACUAUAAACUUACCUCAAUUUGAGAAGAAUAAUCUUUAAAAAGGGAUAAAUAUGGUUCUACUUUCACUAUAAUACUUGGUAGUUGGUGUUGUACUAUUCAUUCAUUCAAUAUUUACUGGACUAAAUUGUUGCAUGGGAAAGUUUCUUCAGCAUUAGCUGUUUAUAUCAUCUUAAAAUGUUAGAUACGUUUGUUUGGAGAAGUUGAGCCCCAGUAUAAACUAUUUAAUACUCCUUAUACUUGAAGGGAGUGACUGUAUCUGAAAUGCAGUUUUAUGUAUUUAAUUUCUGUAUGUCCAGCAGCAACAGUAGCCAUUACUCUGUAUCGCAGUCCUGCUCUGUGGGGUGGUGGCUGUCACCCUCUGUGUAACUUUUAGUGUUUUAAAAUAUUUAAUUAUUUUUCUAAUCUUGAUUAAUUAUGUCUAUUUGAUGUAGAUUUAUUUGAAUGAAUAAAAUAAAAAAAAGUUUCAGUUUUCUGAGAA